Bactrocera oleae (olive fruit fly) is the source of this 4997-nucleotide messenger RNA. NCBI's taxonomy places the organism in Eukaryota, Metazoa, Arthropoda, Insecta, Diptera, Tephritidae. The record is from RefSeq and is a predicted model, not a curated record.
UGUAAACCCUGAUAGGGUGAUAAAAUUUCUCUUUCGAACAUGCGCAUUUUCGAUGUUCCCUCAUAACAAUUUACAUUUUAGAACAGCUAACAUUUGCGACUUCUAUAUUCAUUGCCAUUCUCUUUUUCAAUCGAGCAUCAUACAGAAUUUUAUUUGCACCUUCUCGUUCUUUUAAGUUCUCUGGUUAAAAUUGUUCUCAUUUUCGAAUCAUCCCUACACAAAUAACACAUCUGUAAUUGGAAUUGUAAAUUUGACGUUUCAGGUCUGCCAACUUGACGCUAAAGUAAAGCAUUUCUUCCUUUCCUAAAAAAUCGUGUCUGUGUUAAAGACGUGUUUAAAUACUUUUCAAGUGUUUUAACAGAACAUCUACAAAAUGUCUGGUACUACCGCCACUAUUCGCACCCGCAAGUUCAUGACCAACCGGCUAUUAGCUCGUAAACAAAUGGUUUGCGACGUUCUGCAUCCCGGAUUGGCUUCAGUCAACAAAAAGGAUAUCCGCGAGAAAUUGGCUGCUAUGUACAAAGUAACUCCCGAUGUGUGCUUCGUAUUCGGUUUUCGUACUAAUUUCGGUGGUGGACGUUCAACUGGGUUUGCGCUUAUCUACGAUACUUUGGAUUAUGCCAAGAAAUUUGAACCUAAGUACCGUUUGGCUCGUCAUGGGCUUUUCGAACAGAAGAAACAGACCCGUAAACAACGUAAGGAACGCCGCAACAGAAUGAAAAAGGUGCGUGGUACUGCCAAAUCCAAGAUUGGAUCCGGCAAAAAGUAGAUAAUCCACGAAUGUAAAAAUUAGAGCAAAUGUUAAUAUUCUGCCAUUCUUAACUAUUUAUUGGUGUUUUGCAACAUUUUUAAAUUACAAAAUAAAAGUAAUAGAAUUUUUACUUUGAAGUGGAAUGUAAUAUCAGUUUAUAUUGGGAAUGGAAGAAAUGGAUUGCAUUUGCAUGGCAUUUGGCCAUUUUUUAUGCAUAAGUAAAUAAAUAUCAAUUAAAAGAAGGAUUAACUCUUUUAUUUAUUUAUGAUCAUACCAAAUUUGAAUUAAAUGCUAAUGCUUAGAUGGUACCAAUAUAUGUAUGCUCAUAAAAGAAAUGCUGGUAUUUGUGUUUUUUUUUAUAAGGAUGUACUCUUGGACGUGUUAUAAACAAGUUGAAGACGUUUUUCAGUUUUUUGUAUAGCAUGACUAUAGAUAAAUGCAGAUAUGUUGUUAUAAUGAGUUCAAUAAACAUUUUUUAGCGUGGCAAACUUGUUUAUGCAUAAAUCUUUGCCCAGAUGCAUGGAGGUAACAGCCUCAGGUAAAUAUACUAUAAAGUUACCAAAAACUAUUUGGGAAAAGUGCGUUCGAAUACUCUUAUUAUCGCCAACUGGCUAUGGUUCCUCUUAUACGAUUUUAUACUACAUAUGUAGCUCAAUAAUGACAAAUAAAAAUGCUGCUGUUGAUUUUUUUAAGUUCAACUCACCAUUAAUAUAAAAAAAAGAAUUAGAGAUUACGUCAAUAGUCAGAGGUUAACUUUUAGUUGGCGAGAUGAUUUUAUCAACUUUGCAAAUGUUAUUUAAUUUUAAAUAAAUAUAUCAACACUGAUGUGAGUAUAAGUAUACAUAUUUUGCUUAUAAUAAAAUAAAUAAUACUAUAUUCUGACUGCAUAAAUAUUUUGUAACUCGUUUUAGUAAAACUUUUUCAAUAUAAACUAAUGAAUAAAGUUUAUUUCACUUGUUUACAGAAGUGUUUACGUUUUUGUUUACAAUAUAUAAGCAAUUUGACAGUUUUUCUACGUUGCCUAAUCUUAUUACAUAUUGUUGUUGUAACGGCAGAAUUCUACAGUUACAUAGACCCGACUGUCCUGGGAACGGAUUCUUAUUCUAUAAUAUAUGACGCCAUCGUUAGUCGGUUGUCAUUCUUAAUUAUCUUUGGUCCAUUUUGUAUGAUUCUGUCAAGUUCAGUGUUGCCAACAGUGAAGAUUUAUCUUCAAAAUUACAAUUUGUUUAUAAUAUAUAUUAUCUAAAUUUUCAAUCAAAAAAUCUUCAUUAUCGAUAUAUCUGAAUAUUGUGACUACAAUAGAUGAUAGAACAAAAUCGAAUGAACGAUAAACUGCCAGAAGCAACUAGUUAGCGAAUUCGUAGUUGCCAGAAUGUUCUAGAAGCAAUGUUUUGUUACAGAUUUACUAUAUCACUUUAUACACCGGAUUGCCGGACUGUGCAGCAAACACAGUUCUAGUUAGAGUGUUGUCGUGAUAAGAGCAAUUAAGCUAUAAGCAAGAAGUUGUAAGCUCGAAUAACGAGCAAUAAGUGUUAAGUUGUUGGAAUUAGAAAUAAAGAUAAGUGUGUAGCCAUUAAAUUGGGACUUUUAUUUAACAAUCCAGUGAUCGAACUCAAGAGUGAGUUACAGGUAGACGAUUUAUCGAGAAAUCCGUUACAAUAUACUUGAAGAUUUUUCUUCUUUAUAUUGUUCGAUUUUUGAACACCCUCAGUUCAUUUGGUCGGCAAACGAUUUUAAAAAUACUUUUAAGUUCUCUUAAUUUACAAUACUUUAACCUAUUUUUGUUUUGCUAUGCAUAUUUACUUUAUAUUCAUACUAUAUUAUACUUUUAAUAUUUUUAGUGAUAAUAAUUUCAGCACAUUAACCUGAAGAAUAUCUAAUAAUUGUUUUGUUACAUAUAUUUGUGUAUAAAGUGAUACUAAAUGUAAUAUGUGUACCAUAUAUCUAAACUCGUGUACCCGAAAGAUGCCCUAAAUUAAAAAUGUGAAUGAUCUUAAGUGAAAUAAAAAAUAAAAAAUUUAAAAUAGAAUUAAUAAUGUGAAUAUAUUACUUUUGUUUGUGGAAAAAUUUAUUAAUUUUUUUCUCACACUACACACCGAACAACAUCACCAACAACAACAUAACAAUGCACCCGGGCCCCCUUCAACUUUCGCUCUUUCGAUUUUAAGUACAUCAAAGCAAAACUCCAAUGACAAGCGUUGUCACAAUGUUUCUCUAUCAUACUAGUUGUGAUUGUUGUAGCGGUUAUCUAGACCUUGUUUUGGUGACAUGGCACUAAAUUUAAGGAGUGUUCUGUUUCGACGGGUUCAGACCAUAGGGAGAGGUACGUUCAUUGCAUAAAUAUAAGGCUUAUACAAUGGGUACGUUAGAUGAGUGAAAUUGUCUGAGCAUGAAAAAAUGUACUUAGUCUCCGUAUAUGUUGGCCACACACUACCAUAAAUUGCAUUACAUUAAUAUUUGCCGAGAAACCGCUAAAAUCUGAUAUUGUUUAGGUGCAAACGUCUUGUUAUGAAAAAAGUAAUGAACAUUUCCCACUAUGGGGAAGUGCGAACAAAAGUUCAAAAGUUUUUAAAUCCAUGCGGAUUGUCAGCUGUUCGAUAUAGUUGGUAAUUUGUUUACAUUUAGUUCAAAAAUGAAGAAAAGGGAAGUGAGUCCAUUUGCCACAUUAGGCUUAAGGCCUUGGUUAACAAAACAACUUCAAAAGUUGGGACUUAGAACUGCCACACCAAUUCAACAGAACUGCAUUCCAGCAAUACUUACUGGCCGAGACUGCGUUGGAGCUGCUAAAACGGGGUCUGGUAAAACAUUUGCAUUUGCAUUACCGAUUCUAGAAAGACUAAGUGAAGAACCGACCAGUCAUUUCGCGUUGGUGUUGACACCAACGCACGAGCUUGCUUAUCAAAUUUCGGAGCAAUUCUUGGUGGCAGGGCAACCGAUGGGGGUGCGUGUAUGCGUUGUCUCUGGAGGUACUGAUCAAAUUAUUGAGAGUCAAAAGCUUAUGCAACGCCCGCACAUUAUUGUUGCCAUGCCUGGACGUCUAGCUGACCACUUAACUGGAUGCGAUACUUUUUCAUUUGAUAAUCUCAAAUAUUUAGUUGUUGACGAGGCGGAUCGUAUGCUUAAUGGGGAUUUCGAUGAAAGUAUGGCUGUAAUCGAAGGUUGUUUACCCAAAAAACGACAAAAUAUCUUUUUCUCAGCUACAAUGAAAGAUUUUAUUAAGGAAUCGAGUAUAUUUCCCAUCGCAAAAGAAUGUUUUGAAUGGUCAGAAGAGUGCGAGAUUGUAACAGUGGAUACACUUGAUCAACGUUACAUUUUAUGUGCAGAUUACGAUCGGGAUAUGGUGUUGAUAGAAGCACUUAGAAAAUAUCGAGAAGAAAAUGAAAACGGAAAUGCAAUUAUUUUCACUAACACAAAAAAGUACUGUCAGUUGCUGUGUAUGACCCUUAACAACAUGAGUAUAGAUAACGUCUGCUUACAUGGUUUUAUGCGUCAGAAGGAGAGAGUUUCCGCUUUAAAUCGUUUUAAAUCGAAUCAUGUACGUACACUGAUUGCUACUGACGUCGCUGCACGUGGUCUUGACAUACCAAGUGUACAAUUGGUAAUAAAUCAUCGCUUACCGCGCACACCAACAGAAUAUAUACAUCGCGUUGGUCGUACCGCCCGUGCUGGACGUAAAGGAGUAGCAAUAUCUAUACUUCGAUUUCCACGUGACUUAGAAUUGCUCGGCGAAAUUGAAGCAACCAUCAACACGAAAUUGACAGAGCAUCCAAUCGACCAACGAAUGGUGGAGCGAAUUUUUAUGCAAGUUAAUGUAACACGACGUGAGUCAGAAAUACAUUUAGAUAACAACGAUUUUGAAGAACGCGCUCAGAAUUAUAGGCGUAAACAGUGGAUUUUGGAAGGCAAGAAUCCUGAUGUGAUGGAAGAAUCUUUUCAUAAAAAUCGGCGGGAUAAACUGCGUGAGUUUCGGCGGCAACGCAAAGAACGCCAAAAGGAAUGGUCUGAAAAAGAAGCAAGAUUUACAAAAGAUGAACGUUUCAAAACAGUCGAUGUUAAGCGCUUUGAAAAGCGUAAAAAGGCGAAACCAGCAAGUGCUAAUAAUGGCACAGAUGAAACUAACACUGAAUAUUCUGUUAAACAAAAUUUAAUAUUAAAAUCAGAUACCAAAUCAAAAAUUAGUAAUAAGCGUAAUCCAAGAGCGAAUGUAAAUCAUAUCAGAAAUAAAAGAAAGGAAUAAAACUUUAAA